AUAUUGAUGUAAAAUUAAAGCAAGCGUUUCCGUGUUAACCACUUCAUCAGGAUACAGCUCUAUACUGCGCCAGAUAGAAAAUCAUAUAUAUAAUUGAUUCAAGUCAAACAUAAGUAUUUUGAUUAAACAUUUGAAUAGCACUAAGGAAUUUCGAAAAUGGAGAAUAUUUUGUGUUUUCCUAAGAGACUGUUUAAUUCAUGGCGAGGUAGAGAUGUGGGUUUAGCAUUAUUAGUUAUCACGUUGAAUGCAGAAACAGUUAGUAAGGGGAACUGUGUAAACGAUCGGUACGUAGAACCAGGAGGCGAGUGCUGUACGAACUUCUAUCUGAGCAAUGGUGAAUGUAUUGCCUGUCCCGCUGGUUCCUAUGGAGACAACUGCUCGACAACUUGCCCACAUCCGUCUUACGGGGAGAACUGUGGUCAUCAGUGUGUUUGUAGUCAGGGGGAAGAAUGUAACCCAUUCAAGGGCUGUGUCAGGAUAACCACUGCACCUCCUUCGUCUACAGCCAUUCUCCGCAAUUCUGUAACAGAAUCCGUUCCCUACACAAGUAUAAAACCAGCAAAGAUUAAGGAAUCAACACAAAACUUAAAGGCGGAAACAAAGCUUACUCUGGACAAUUCAAAAAUAAAUUUAGAAACCAGAUCAUCCGUUUCAUAUGGAGUCAUUGUAAAGACUACAACAGAACCAACUUCCGGCAAUUCACAAACCAUGUUUGUCAUCAUAAUUACAGGAUCUGUUCUGUCUUUAUUUCUAAUCAUAAUAAUCAUUAACCAGGUUCAUGGAAAAUUAAGAAAACAGAGGAAAAGCAUCUCAAUUAACAAUAAAACUAAUCCAGAGGUUUCAAACCAGCCAGAGGAAGAGGCAUAUAUAGAGAUAAACGAAUGUGGAAUGUUGGGUGAUUUUUCAAACUAUGACAAAAUGGAGUCUCAGCCAUCAAUAAAACUUCAGAAAAGAAAUGACGAAAUGUUUGAAGUUAUCAAAGAUGACAUUACCAAACCUAUGCUUCCUGGACGCAAAGAUCGAUUAAAUGAAAGUGAAUCAAAAGAUUCUGUUGUUGAAGAAGGUCAAGGGAUUGGAGAAGAACGUCGUUCAGCCUAUCUAGAUGUGAUAUCUGUAAACCCAAAUGAAAGCCCAGAUAAUUCCUACCUGAAACCAGUUAGUAAAAUGAACGUGUAUGCAGAUGUGAUCGGUUCACCGCCCAAAGGGUUGACACAUAGUGAAAGUAACAUUAGUAAUGAAAGCAAAGCAACCGAUGACGUUGACUGUAAUUCUGUUCGUCUCAACGGGCUGAGCGGCCCCGAAGGCACUUAUCUUCAAGUUGUUCAUCAGUAA
Messenger RNA from Saccostrea echinata, 1332 nucleotides. RefSeq lists its product as uncharacterized. NCBI's taxonomy places the organism in Eukaryota, Metazoa, Mollusca, Bivalvia, Ostreida, Ostreidae. The coding region runs from base 157 to 1332 and encodes 391 amino acids. The record is from RefSeq and is a predicted model, not a curated record. The transcript is spliced from 4 exons.